This is a messenger RNA of Belonocnema kinseyi, 3590 nucleotides long. It is a transcript of the gene Strump, whose product is annotated as WASH complex subunit 5. NCBI's taxonomy places the organism in Eukaryota, Metazoa, Arthropoda, Insecta, Hymenoptera, Cynipidae. The record is from RefSeq and is a predicted model, not a curated record. Gene Ontology annotation, biological process: endosome fission; actin filament polymerization; regulation of actin nucleation. The transcript has 17 exons. Gene Ontology annotation, cellular component: endosome; WASH complex. The coding region runs from base 74 to 3532 and encodes 1152 amino acids.
UGAUGACAUGUUUCUGUUGUUUUGUAAACUUAUUUUGUUGUGGAAUGAGAUUUAAAUUCUUUAUUUCGUCUUCAUGAUGGGAGACUUCAUCGCGGCCAACAAUAUGUGUGGGCAAAAUCUUCUGCGUUUGAUUUCUCGUGGAAAUGCAAUUAUUGCUGAACUGAUGCGACUGAAGGAUUAUAUCCCACCAGUUUAUAGAUUGGAUUCGAAGAGGGAUAUUCAAAAUUAUGGUUCGGUUGUGAUAGACUUCGCUUACUUCAAAACUGCAACUGCAUGUGAAGAAAAGAUUGAAAAUGAUGCUAAUUUACAAGUCUUAGAUGAGGAGCUUCGAAACAAUUAUUCUCAAAUUCUUUUAAGAUUUUACAUAGCCUUCGAAGGCAUUCAUAAAUAUAUUACCGAGUUGAAUUCUUACGUAGACGAAUUGGAGGAUGGAAUAUAUAUUCAACAGACAGUUGAAUCCAUUAUGUUAAAUGAGGAAGGAAAGCAGUUAAUGUGUGAAGCUAUUUACUUAUAUGGUAUCAUGUUACUCUUGACGGACUUCUAUUUUGAGGGGCCCAUCAGAGAGCGAUUACUUGUUUCUUAUUAUCGAUAUCACGCUCAAGGUUCAUCAGCAACGAGAGUGGAAGACGUUUGUAUGCUAUUAAGAUCGACUGGAUUUGUAAAAUCUUCAGGGAAAAGGCCUCCCAAUUAUCCUGAAGUUUACUUCGAGAGAGUGCCUAUCAAUACUUCGUUCAUCGAUCUUGUUAUCGCCCGCUUGAGAUCCGACGAACUUUAUAACCAGAGUGUUGCAUUUCCGCAUCCAGAACACCGAAGUGUUGCCCUAGCAAAUCAGUCUUCAAUGCUGGUCGUGAUAUUGUCAUUCAAACCAACCGCAUUGCACAAUCAAACGGCAAUUAUGAGGGAAAUAGUAGACAGAUUUUUUCCUGAUACUUGGGUCAUAAGCGUUUAUAUGGGAAUCGUAAUAGAUCUUUGGGAUUGGUGGCUUCCGUACAAAGCUGCACGUUCGGCUUUGAACAAUACUCUUGAGAGUAACAAUAUUAAGAUCGUAUCUCAAAAGUACGGUCAGGCAAUGGAAAAGCAAAUUCGAAAAACCGAAGAAGUAAAAACGAAGAUAACUCUUGAUGAGAGCACAUUAGGGUCUGUGAUAAAGCUAGUUCGGGACUGCAAUGUGACAUUGCAUUGGAUCCUGUUACAUACUGCUAUUCCUACAUUUCUGCUGGAAGAUACAAAAAAGUCUCGAAGUCUUCGACAAAUGGUGAUACAAGAGAGCAAGUAUUCUGCGAACAACGGCCUUCGGUUACUUCUGAGCACAGCUCAAAUAGAACACGAAGUCAAACAGUUAUACAAACAACUACUAAACGACAAAGAAGCAAAGUGGAUGAAAAGUAAAGAAACUUGUGUCGAGCGUAUAAGAGGACUUUCUGAAGUUUUUGGCGGGCAGAAGUCAUUCGAUGGUGUAGAAAAAAAUCCAUGCUUGGAAGCUUGGUUCAAGGAAAUCAGCAAGCACGUCGAUACUUUGCAAGAAGAAGAUGGAAGGAAAAUAGCGCAAUUAUUGCAAGCCUUGGAAGAAGUUCAAGAGUUCCAUCAGUUGGAAAAUAACCUGCACAUAUCGCAGCAUUUAAAUGACACCCGGGCAAUUUUACAUAAUAUGUUGCGCACGAGUAAUGUUACGGAGGACACGAUGAUAGCUUUAAAUAUUGUGACGGACUGUUGUUAUGCCUGGAAUAUUAUGGAGUGUUUUAUACCAAUCAUGCAGGAAAGCAUUAAAGCCAAUCCACCAACUGUGAUUAAACUGAAAGCUCUGUUUUUAAAGAUGGCAUCUGCUUUAGAAAUGCCGCUUUUAAGGGUCAAUCAAGCUCGAAGUGCAGACUUGUCUUCAGUUUCUCAGUACUACAGCAGAGAAUUAGAAAGUUUUGCUAGACGAGUUCUUCAAAUUAUUCCCGAAACGGUUUUUGGUAUUUUAGCGCAGAUUGUGCAUCUCGAAACGAAUUUUUUUAGUGAAAUACCCACUAAGCUUUACAAGGACAAAAUCAAAGAUUAUGCGCAGUUGGACGAAAGACUGAAGAUGGCAGAGUUAACGUAUGCGGUAUCAGUUUUCACGAAGGGAAUGUUGUCAUUGAGAAGUGUAUCCUUAGGUGUCUUGAGAGUUGAUUCUCAUCGUCUUUUGGAAGAUGGUAUUCGUCAAGAAUUGGUGAAGAAAGUUACUUUGGCUUUACACAAGUGCCUAACUUUUGACGCAAAAUCAAAGAAUCAACUAAUUGCCAAAUUACAAAACUUGGCAACUGUAAUGGAUGGGUACAGAAAGUCCUUCCAGUAUAUUCAGGACUACAUUAAUAUAAACAGUUUAAAAAUUUGGCAUGAAGAGGUUACAUAUAUCAUCAACAAUGCCGUGGAUGAAGAAUGUAGAGGUUCUACGUGGACUCCCGGAAAAUCAUGGACUUAUUAUCAGGAUGAAAAACUAAGUACUUGCACGAUUUCGAGUGAUUCCAAUUCCGUAACGUUUAUGGGCAGACUAGCGCAGGAAUUAAUUCGAAUAACAGAUCCUAAGACUUCAGUUUAUAUAGAACAUACUCUAGCGUGGUACGAUCUAAAAAAUCAGACCGAAAUCCUGAGUCACAAAGUAUUUUCCAUGAUACUGAAAGCAAUGGGCACUCCAGGAUUGACGGGAUUGGACAAAAUGAUUUCUUUUUUCAUCGCAGUCGAAAUGGAAAACACCAUUAACUAUAUUCAUCAAGGUGUCAAAGGUAAAAUGUGGGCGGGAAUGUUGAAGGAAUGUGAAAGUAUUUGCCAGACUGUGGAUUCAAAAAGUUAUCCAGGAAAAUUGCAUGCAACUGUUAACUCUCAUGUCAGCAAGGUUUGGUCCUCGUUGUUGGAUUCAGUAUUGAAAAUUGGACAUUUGCAACUGCUUAGGCAUAAUAUUUCAUUUGAACUAAACACAGAGUGCAAAUUUGAGGCCAAGCACAUGGAAGGUGCCCUGAAAACAUUUAAUGAGGCAGUUCUCGGAGAAAUUUGCAAAGUAAGAAAUGAAACUAAACCAGAUUCAGUUCUUAAACAGAAAGGUGAUUUUUUAUUGGAACUAAGCGUCAGACUUGACUGGGCUGGAAUUACAGAUCCUUUGAAAAAGGGUUACGUUGAACCACCAGAUAUAAAUAAUAUUUCUUUUAUCAUGUUCCUGUUAACUGUGAUUCAAAUUCAUAAGCUAUAUUUCUGCAAGAACACAGCAAGUCUCUUGAGUAAAAAAGUUCAAGAUCCAUUGGAUUCAGUAAUUUUGUCUGUGGGAAUUCAAACUGUUCUGCAACAAUUUGGUAAUUCCCAUUUGAUGAACUACGUUGGCCACUUAAGUGAUUAUAUUGUCUCGUACGCAACAGUAGACAGCUCUAAAUUGACUAGUGAAUGGGAGAUGGAAGCAAUAAUAGGAUUACAUUUUCUGGAAUUGUUCUCCAAGUACGCAGGCAUUCCAAAGUCUGUCAUUUUGAACUGCAUGCCUCCUUUAGUUUUAGACCAAUAUCACACAAAAGUGUCUAAGCAAUAAUCUCUAAUAUGUACAUAUAUAUGUAUUAUUUAUCACUGUUGAUUUAUUCUUGUAUUUA